AAAACACAAUGAACAAUCGUAUAAAAAUGACAGAUUCGAAAUUCAAAUGUAAUAUUUUUUUAUAAUUAAGUGUAACAGUAUUUAUGGCCAGACUAAGUAUGAUGUAAUUUACUUAUAAUAUCACUAUAAAUACAAGGUAUACAUUAAUGUUGAUCCAUAAUCUUAAGAACUAUCCUUGCAGCAUCGACAUCAUGUGAAAUUGCGUUUCUGUUUCCCUUUCCCCUCACUUCAGUCCCUACUCAGGGCGCAGCGCAGCGCUUGCGGUCAGUCCAAAUACAAUCUAGAUCAAAGUCAGUUUAAUAUCAGCCCUGUAUUAUAUACUGUCCCACUGUUGGGUACGGGCCACCUCUACUAUUGAGAGGGAAUAGGCCUUAGUCCAUCACGCUGGCCUAGUGCGGGUUGGCAGACUUCACACACCCUCGAAAAUUCGUAAUAGAGAAUUAGCAGGUAUGCAGGUUUCCUCACGAUGUUUUCCUUCACCUUUAAAGCAAGCAACGUCAGUUAGACUUGUAUCAAUUAACCAUGAUUGAGUAAUUAACAAUGCAAUUUUUAACGAUACAUUUUCACUUAUCGUUUAUUAACCGAAUUUGCAAGUUAUUUUUUCAUUCAAGAAUAAUUAGUAUACUUUAAUAUUAUUGUUCCCAUACAAUCUUUUUCAAAAUCUGUUGGAUAGAUGGCUUUAAAGGUAUAAUUCGGAUUACUGUCUUAAUCCAUCCAUAUUAAAGGGAUUUUUAAGUCUACGUAAGGAGUAUAUUUUGAUCUUAGUUCCUACUACUAUCCUACUAGUGUACACGAAGUAUUAAAUAAAGUCCUUAAAUAUUUUUACGAGGUAAGUUUCAUUUAAAUACUGAUCUUACCCGAUCUUCCGACUACCGAUGUUACCCCUCACGGGUAACACUGUAAAUAUUUGAAGAACAUUAUUGAUUUAUAUGUACAUACACAUAUAAAUCAACAAAAUUUGGUACUUACCACAGCCUAAAAAAACGAAACAAGUAAUUAUUUGACACGUCGUGUAUAAACAUUACAAAAACUUGCAUGAUUUGCAAAUGCAAGAUCGAAUGAUUUUAAUCCGUUCUUCAACAAUAAAUAAUUUUGGUGUAAACAUCGAGUUCAGCGCAUAGACAUGUUUCGACAAUUUAAAUAAAGCUUAAAGAUUUUUUACCUUAAGAUACCAUAUAGGUCGAAAAUCAAUUAAAACAGUAAACAGAUUCAUGCAUAGAGUUAGUCCGGAUCUUCAAGAAAACGGCGAUAUAAAUGUAUUGUGUUUAUCGGUACCGUUAUCUCAUAAUACUUAUCGGAAUCACUCACGUCAACUAGCGGGAUGUACGUAACAAGCAAGACUCACAGGAAAUGUUUCCAGAACACAAAAAUUAUAAAACAAUAGCUUGUUAUACGAUUUAUACGAUGUUACCCCGCAUCUACCGAGCUAGGCUCUUGCAGACGCAAGACCUACCACUAGCCUUACAAUGCAUUUAACUAGUUUUAUAAAAAUAGGCAUGUCCCUAGGCUAGCUUUGACAGUCGGUAUCAUUAUAAUUUUCAGCUAUUAUUUUAAAAAUCUUAAUAUUAUAAUAACAUCUUAUCUAGAAAUUUCCAAAAUCUAAGUCAUAACACCAGUGCAUUUAGAUAAUAGAACGAAUAACGAUAAAGCCCUCUAUAUAAUGGAUGGUCAGGAUCCAGUAUUUGGAACACGAGACAAUGAAGUGGUUCAUACUAGUGAGCUUAGUUGUGGCUGUAGUGGCUGAGGAAGCUGGCGAGCUGCCCUCAGCUGAGCCUUGUGAUGUGGAGGCGUGCAAGCUGCCGGAAUGUAGGUGCUCCACCACUGACAUCCCUGGAGGAUUGUCCCCAAGGAACACUCCCCAGUUUGUCUCCCUAACCUUCGACGAUAGCGUCAACAUUCUCAACAUGGAGACCUAUCGAAGACUGAUCUUCAACCGUCGCAACUCCAACGGCUGUCCUGCCGGCACCACGUUCUACGUGAGCCACGAGUAUACCAACUACCAGCUCAUCAACGAGCUGUACAACCGCGGGUACGAGAUCGCGCUCCACUCCAUCUCACACCGUGUGCCGCAGACCUGGUGGGCCACCGCCAGCCUCGAGGAGCUCAGGCAGGAUAUUGGCGAUCAGAAGGAACAGAUGGCUCACUUCGCUAACAUCCCUGCAAAUCAAAUUAAAGGUGUCCGUCUUCCCUUCCUGCAAAUGAGUGGAAAUACGAGUUUCCAAGUAAUGAAAGAGUACGAGCUUCUCUACGACCACUCCUGGCCCACCGCGUCCCUUAGGGACCCUGGUCUCUGGCCCUACACUCUGCACCAUGAAUCUACCCAGGAUUGCUUCGCACCUCCUUGCCCUACCGCUUCCAUCCCCGGACCCUGGGUGUUCCCCAUGAUAACCUGGAUUGAUCCCAAUGGAUUCCCAUGUUCUAUGGUGGACGCUUGCACUAGCUUCCCCGAUCGUGAGGACGAGAACGCGUGGUUCGCGUUCAUAAUGCAGAACUUCGAGCGGCACUACUUCGGGAACCGCGCGCCCUUCGGCUUCUACGUGCACGAGGGCUACAUCAGGGCCUAUCCGGCUGUCGAAAGGGCACUAGCGCGAUUCCUGAACGUCAUUAACCAUCUCAACGAUGUAUUUAUGGCGAAUGCUGUCGAUAUCGUUGAAUGGGUGAAGAACCCAGUGCCAGUGAACGAAUACAGAGCGAGACCAUGUAAGAGCGUCACGCCUUCCUUCUGCCCGGCGAGUAGUUGCGGUCCUUUAAUCGGACAGCACAACCAGAUGAGCUACUGGAUACCGAUCUGCAAUGUCUGUCCUGCCAACUACCCUUGGGUGGGAAAUCCACUCGGACGUUAAUAUAGUCACUAGACAUUAAUAUAACAUCUUUAAUAAUAAGUUUUAUAUCGAAGUUGAAGAUAUAGUCAUCGUUAAUGAGACUGCAACAAGACUCAUUACAGACAAAAGUUAAUAAUUGAGAUUUAUUACUAUUUCUGUAUUGUUUUUAAUAAAUAAAUCUGUAAUACUUU
Messenger RNA from Manduca sexta (tobacco hornworm), 3013 nucleotides. Its product is annotated as chitin deacetylase 8-like. The transcript is spliced from 6 exons. Gene Ontology annotation, molecular function: hydrolase activity, acting on carbon-nitrogen (but not peptide) bonds. The record is from RefSeq and is a predicted model, not a curated record. Gene Ontology annotation, biological process: carbohydrate metabolic process. NCBI's taxonomy places the organism in Eukaryota, Metazoa, Arthropoda, Insecta, Lepidoptera, Sphingidae. Bases 1665 to 2843 code for a protein of 392 amino acids.